Biomphalaria glabrata is the source of this 2317-nucleotide messenger RNA. RefSeq names its product U3 small nucleolar RNA-associated protein 4 homolog. Gene Ontology annotation, cellular component: 90S preribosome; t-UTP complex; small-subunit processome. Lineage: Eukaryota; Metazoa; Mollusca; Gastropoda; Planorbidae. The transcript has 19 exons. The coding region runs from base 269 to 2269 and encodes 666 amino acids. Gene Ontology annotation, biological process: maturation of SSU-rRNA from tricistronic rRNA transcript (SSU-rRNA, 5.8S rRNA, LSU-rRNA). Gene Ontology annotation, molecular function: RNA binding; protein binding. The record is from RefSeq and is a predicted model, not a curated record.
AUGGCGACGUCCAUGGAAAACAACAUGUACUAUGACAAUGCUUUCUAGAUCUUCUAGAUAUUAUCCUAGAUCUAGAAUCUAGUAUCUUGACUUAAAAUAAGUCUUAGACGCUAGAUUACAUUUAUAAUUAUAUGUAAAACUCUGAAUAUUUAUUUUAAAUACGAAGAACUCUAGACUACAACUCUAAAGUCCCUAAACUAAGAGUUAUCUUUGAUCCAAGAAGAUAUUUGCAUUUCUAAGUAAGUUUAGUGGUAAGAAAUCUACACAAAUGGCAGAUCAAGGGGAACAAGUGAAGUUUCAAGUUCAUCAUAUUCGAUUUUUUGAGUAUCAGCCCCAGACUAUAAAUUGUAUAGCAUAUGAUGAAGUAACACAUAGAAUCGCUCUGUCUAGAGCUGAUGCAACUGUUGAAAUACUGAAUACCAAAGAGAAUUGGUAUCAAGAAAUGGUUUUUCCUGGAAAUAAAGAUGCUUCAGUUGAAACACUUUUGUGGUGUCAAGGUCGUCUCUUUGCUGGAGGCAUCAGUGGCAAUGUUGUGGAACUGGAUUUAGUUAAAAAACUUGUUAAGAAAUCUGUUUCAGCAAAUGCUGGUCCUAUCUGGUGUUUGACCAAAAAUGCAGAAGGAAGUCAAAUCGCUGCAGGAACAGAAGAUGGGUGUGUCACAUUGUUUGAUGUUUCAGAUGAUGACAUUGAGUUUUCAAGGGGCUUUGGAAAACAGGAAGGUAGAAUCCUGUCAAUAGCUUGGUACAACCAAGACGGUGUCAAUAUAGUCAUCACUGGUGGUAUUAACAACAUCAGGCAAUGGAGUGUCAAAUCUGGUCAGCCAAUCAGCAGAAUGACACUGGGACGUAAAUUUCAGAAAGACACAAUAGUAUGGUGCCUGGCCGUGACAAAAGAUUUCACAAUUAUCAGUGGUGACUCUCGGGGCAUUGUGACAUUCUGGAAUGGGAAAGAAUCUACACAAAUGAAAACUUUUGAAUGUCACAAAGCAGAUAUUUUGAGUCUAUGUCUAAGUCAGGAUGAAACAAAAGUUUACACUGGAGGCGUAGACUCAACACUUUUCCAAUUCACUUUACAUGCAGCCGACCCGGUAUCAGAGCGGAAGAGGUGGGUUCAUCAACGCUUGCACUCUCGGCACACACAUGACAUUAGGGCUUUGGCAUAUGCAAAUGAUAGUGUGGUUUCUGGAGGUGUUGACACUUUAAUGUGGGUCACUAAGGUCAAGGGUAAACAGACAGUGUCUGAAGUGGCACCAUUACCACCACCUGGAGUUUGUCAUGUAGCAAAAACAAAGAACUUGGUUCAGCUGCAGUAUCAGAACUACAUUGAAGUCUGGCGGCUAGGGGCAGCUAAAGCUCCAUCUGCUGAAACUCGUGGCAUGCUGCCUUUAAUAGAGAAAAGAAUUCGAUUGGUCAGACUAGAUGCCAGAGAUGGUCAUGAGAUACUGUGUAGUACUAUAUCUAACAACGGUGUUAUAGCAUUUUCUGAUGUCAGGGGAGUUCGAGUCUUUGAUCUCUUAAUAAGUGAGACCCCAACCAGUGUGACUUUAAAGAAAGUCAAGUGUACAUUUGCUCAUCCUGCACAUCAUCUUAUGUUCACGUCUGAUGGAUCACAUCUUGUAGCCGUCUUAAUAACAGGAUCUAUUCAGGUCGUUAAGGUUUCCACUGGAGAAAUACAUGCUUUCAACAGAGCUUCAGAAUCAUUGAUUCACAGACUGACCAUCAGCCCAGAUGACCAACAUUUGGCUGUAGCAACCAUCAACCAUGAAGUUCACAUUUACAGUAUGAAAAACUACCAGCACAUCUGCUCAUGUCCAGUUCAGAGUUCACAAGUCAGUGCCUUGACCUUCUCUCCUCACAGCUGUGUCUUAGUUCUGGCUUAUUGCAACCAUUCAAUUUAUGAAUUUGAUGUAGUUAAAAAAAACUACACGCAAUGGAGUCGUGAAAACAGUGAGAGUUUUGGAAAGAAUUGGCUGAAGCCACUGCGCUACAUCCAGAACAUUGCCUUCAGCCCUGGAGAUCCACAGAAAAUAAUUUUCCAUACUUCCAAUGCUUUGUGUGUGCUAGAUAAAACUAAGCCACUGCCAAAUUUAACCCUUGAAACCAAGAAAACAGAUAAAACUCUUGCUGUGAGAUGUUGUUACAAAUAUAAGUACUUACUGUUUGCUGACACCACAUCUGACGGCAUGCUGGUGAUAGUGGAGCGACCACCCUCAGAGAUUGAAGACAACUUGUUGCCUUCAUUCAAACAGAAGAAGUUUGGAAUCUCUUGAUGGAACUGUUUUUGUUUAUAUGUUGAAAAUAAAUGCAUUCAAUGUACA